Molecule: messenger RNA, 2004 nt
Organism: Tricharina praecox
Lineage: Eukaryota; Fungi; Ascomycota; Pezizomycetes; Pezizales; Pyronemataceae
Exons: 2
Coding region: 1-2004 (667 amino acids)
Biological process (GO): regulation of DNA-templated transcription
Molecular function (GO): zinc ion binding; DNA-binding transcription factor activity, RNA polymerase II-specific
Source: RefSeq, a predicted model, not a curated record
AUGAUCAUGGUGGAAUUCGACCGAUCCAACAACAAUUCCCAACGACCAGCAGCAGGCCACUACUCGACGGCUCAUCAGCCUCAUCACGGCUCGCCGCAUCUGCACCACCUCGAUCGCCCUUCUGCACAUUCGACUCCGUCGCCGCCCUAUCAGUAUGCAGCCUUACCUCACCUCGCUGCUCAACCGGCCUCCCAUUCCAUGAGGCAGACUCCAACCUCCUAUCCUUCUCCCGCCUCUUAUCCAUCGCCUUCAAUGUCAGCGGUGGCGUAUCCCUAUCCUCCUCAGCAGGCUCCUCAGCCAUCGUCGCGGGGGUCGCCGUACGCUCAGGCAUCGACCAUCAACCUACCACCAAUCAGGUUGAACCCACCCGCUUCUCAGCACGCGCAGCCACCGCAGCAUGAGGGCUCUCCUCAUCUCGGUUCUCCACUGCCGCCACCUAUGCAUGGCUACUACGCUCACGCGCUACCUCCUCCGGCGGUUUCCCACGCGCAUAUCACGUCUUCGCCCAUCCACCAACCACACCAACAGCCACUUCGGUAUCCCCUACCCUCCGUGGGAAACCAGGAACGCAUCAUGUCCGGUGGUAGGCACAAGAAGGAGAUUAAGCGCCGGACGAAGACUGGCUGCUUGACCUGCAGGAAGAGGAGAAUAAAGUGCGACGAGGGCCAUCCUACCUGCAAGAAUUGCCAGAAGAGCAAACGUGACUGUCUGGGUUACGAUCCCAUCUUCAAGUCACAGCCCGGGCCUGCAGCCAUUCAACCGGCUCCAUCGGGAGGUUCUACUUCCCUUCCCCCCAUGUCUGGGUCUCCCAGCUCCUAUUACCCCAUGUCCUCGGUCGGACAGAACUAUCAGACACUCUCGACAGCAAGCUCGCCAGCUUCCUCCUGCGACCUGUAUGACUACCCACAGAUAGAUCCCGCCCUUGACUCGGCUACGAGCCACCCCCACAAUUCGGCACCACCUAGUCUUCCCGACCUCCAGGUGUCCUACCGUCCCGAUCUUAAGAGGCCUCUGGAUCGCACUAGUCCGUUCUCUUCCGCUUCUGAUGCCGGUACCACCCGAACGCCAUACACUCCGAUACCACGUUCUGCCACCCCGGGCCAGCACCAAGACAUGCAGGGAAGCACCGCUAAGCGCAUCAAGAUUGACGAUUUGUUGUCGGUGGGCUCAUCGCAGCCGCUCAGCCCACCAACGAGUGAGCUCGCCACCAAUGUUUCCCCUCCUUCCACUUCGGUCGAGAGUAUGAUGACCAUCUACUUAUCUCGCUACGCGCCCGCGUUGGACCUUUUCCUGGAGGUUCGGUGGUUCAGUGAGAGCGGGUUGCGGACGCUUCGUUCCGACAGCCAGCUGGCGGAGCUCAUGGCGGAGGUUUUCGAGAGGCUCAAGGCUCGCGGGGGAUCUUACUACGAGGAUGAGGACCCUCUGAUCCACAAGAGCAACAGGGAUACGGAUCUCCUGUGGGCUGCUGUGAGGCUCUGUUACGGCACCAGGAUACCGGUUUCGGACAAUCGCCGUGACGAGGAGCUCGGUGCGGAUAGGAUGGAUGACGACGAGUGCACGGAAGCCUACCGAAGGAUCAACAUUCUCGAGAAUUUGGUCUCUCAAAAGUCCGAGUGCACCCCGGCUUCUCCCAGGAUUCCUCCGAGCGACAAGCCUAGUGCGACGGCCAAAGGAAGUCAAUUCUGGUUCCUCUUGGAGCAGCUCUCAACCUUCAAGGCUACCGGUGCGGACGCGGAGGCGCAGGUGUACGGGCUGCUGGAGGAAUGCAGGAUGUACGUGGAAGGCAAGCAGAAUCGAGAGUUACUGCAUGCCAUCGCCGAGAUUCGCCACCUACAUGGCGAGGGAUCGAGGGAGCGAAGCGACGCUCUCAAGGAAUACGUGCAAGCCAUCGCAACCGACAGAUCGUUGCCCAUCGUGCUUCUGGAUCGUCGGAUUGCUGGUCGCGCCAUGGGACGGUGGAUGUCGCCCGUUAGGGAUAUCCCCUUUUGCAUGCCCGCAGUUUGA